Messenger RNA from Daldinia loculata, 720 nucleotides. RefSeq names its product cwf18 pre-mRNA splicing factor-domain-containing protein. The record is from RefSeq and is a predicted model, not a curated record. Lineage: Eukaryota; Fungi; Ascomycota; Sordariomycetes; Xylariales; Hypoxylaceae. The transcript is spliced from 2 exons. Bases 1 to 720 code for a protein of 239 amino acids. Gene Ontology annotation, cellular component: post-mRNA release spliceosomal complex; U2-type spliceosomal complex.
AUGUCGCACUUGCCUGAAGGAAAAUAUAUUUGGUACAAUACGAAAAUGUCAACGUCACCAGCAACACUUAGUGCAGCAGCCGACGACCGCAAGGCGCGACUUGCUAAGCUCAAGAACCUAAAGCGCAAACAACCCGCCGACGAGAUCGCGCCUCCAGAAUCAGAACGUUCAGCAUCGCCACCUAUACCGCCCGCAUCUACAUCCGUAGAAGAAGCCCAACAAACCGCGGAAACAGAAGAAGCUGUAGCGCGUCUUCACCUAUCAGGCCGCAACUAUGACCCCGAGACGAGAGGCCCGAAGCUAGGGUUCGAGGCGCCGCCGACACUCGGCAUGGAAGGGCCAACGUUAGAGGAACAAGCGGCCGAGGUGGAGGCCGAGAUCAAGCGGAAAGCUGCCGAGGACGCAAAAGAUGACAAGGGCGUCGAUCUGUUCAAGCUCCAACCAAAGAAACCGAACUGGGACCUUAAGAGGGAUCUAGAUAAGAAGCUGGAGAUUCUCAACGUGCGCACAGACAAUGCUAUUGCGAGGCUGGUUAGGGAACGCAUUUCAAAUGCCCAGGACGUAGCGAAGAAGACGGCUAAGCCUGUGGAAAAUGGGGACGAGGGAAGUGUGGAGGCAGCAGGCAUGGAUGGUGUUGCGUUAGUUGAGGGUGUACGGGUACGAGAGAGGGAGGAAGAGGAAGAGGAGCGGAGAGAGCGGGAAGAUGAGGAUAAUGAAUGA